Messenger RNA from Colias croceus (clouded yellow), 1932 nucleotides. RefSeq names its product lysine--tRNA ligase (gene LysRS). NCBI's taxonomy places the organism in Eukaryota, Metazoa, Arthropoda, Insecta, Lepidoptera, Pieridae. Gene Ontology annotation, molecular function: lysine-tRNA ligase activity; ATP binding; tRNA binding. The transcript has 8 exons. The record is from RefSeq and is a predicted model, not a curated record. Gene Ontology annotation, biological process: lysyl-tRNA aminoacylation. Gene Ontology annotation, cellular component: mitochondrion; cytoplasm; aminoacyl-tRNA synthetase multienzyme complex. The coding region runs from base 125 to 1861 and encodes 578 amino acids.
AUUCAUGAACGUGUCGAGUGUUGAAUGACGUAUGACUUCAGGGUUCGAUUUCGUAUGUCCUAUUUUAUAGGUUAUGAAUUUGUAUAUUCUUAUGUGAAUUUUAUUCUGGGAUUUGAACAAUAUAAUGGCAGAAACUUCCACUGAAAAGUUAUCAAAAAACGAACUGAAACGGCGUUUGAAAGCCGAGCAGAAAUUAAAAGAAAAAGCUGAGAAAGCUUCUCAGCAACCUAUAGUAAAUGUAGAAAAGAAAUCAUCAAAAGCGGAGGAAGAAAUAAGUCCUAAUGAAUAUUACAAAUUGAGAUCUGCUGCUGUGGCAGCCCUUAAGAAUGCUUCGAAGGAAGAUCACCCAUAUCCUCAUAAAUUUACUGUAACAAUUUCACUGGAGGAGUUUAUUGAAAAAUAUAAUAAUUUAAAUAGUGGGGAUGUUCUUGAAAAUGUUACUCUGUCAGUAGCUGGCAGAAUUCAUUCUAUACGAGAGUCUGGUGCAAAACUAAUUUUCUAUGAUUUAAGAGGGGAAGGUGUGAAGAUUCAGGUAAUGGCUAAUGCUAAAAUGUAUGAGUCCGAGGAAAAAUUCAUACAUGACACUGAUAAAUUGCGUAGAGGUGACAUUAUUGGGUGUGUGGGUCAUCCCGGUAAAACUAAGAAAGGAGAGUUAUCUAUUGUUCCUAAAACAGUGAAAUUGCUCUCUCCCUGCCUUCAUAUGUUGCCUCAUUUACAUUUUGGUCUAAAGGACAAGGAAACUAGAUUUAGGAAGAGGUAUUUGGAUCUCAUAUUAAAUGACAAGGUUAGACAAACAUUUUACACAAGAUCGAAAAUUAUUUCAUAUGUAAGAAGAUUCUUAGACAAUCUUGGCUUUUUGGAAAUUGAGACUCCAAUGAUGAACAUGAUCCCAGGAGGAGCUACAGCCAAGCCCUUCAUUACACAUCACAAUGAUUUGAAUAUGGAUCUGUAUAUGAGAAUAGCCCCAGAGUUGUAUCACAAGAUGUUGGUUGUCGGUGGCUUGGAUCGAGUCUAUGAAAUUGGCAGACAGUUCAGAAAUGAGGGUAUUGAUUUAACCCACAACCCUGAAUUUACAACUUGUGAAUUUUAUAUGGCUUAUGCUGAUUACCAUGACUUGAUGUCCAUUACUGAAAGCAUGAUUUCUGGGAUGGUAAAGAGCAUCCAUGGUAGCUACAAGGUGAAAUAUCAUCCUGAUGGGCCAGAGGGUGAAGAAGUUGAGAUUGAUUUUACUCCACCAUUUGCUCGGGUACCCAUGAUUGCAACACUUGAAAAAGAAUUGAAAGUUAAAAUGCCAGCAGCAGAUCAACUUGAUUCAGCUGAAGCUAAUGCAUUUUUGAGCCAACUUUGUGAAAAACAUGAGGUUGAAUGUCCACCACCAAGAACAACAGCAAGAUUAUUAGACAAACUGGUUGGUGAAUUCCUUGAGGAGAAAUGUAUUAAUCCAACCUUUAUAUUAGAUCAUCCUCAAAUUAUGAGUCCACUGUCUAAAUAUCACAGAGAUAUUCCAGGACUCACUGAAAGGUUUGAAUUGUUUGUUAUGAAAAAAGAGAUAUGCAAUGCAUACACAGAGUUGAAUGACCCAGCAACCCAAAGGGAGAGAUUUGAACAGCAAGCCAAGGAUCGUGCGGCGGGUGAUGAUGAAACACCACCCACAGAUGAAGCUUUUUGUACUGCUCUUGAAUAUGGUCUUCCCCCUACUGGUGGCUGGGGGCUAGGUGUCGAUCGCCUUACUAUGUUCUUAACUGACUCUAAUAAUAUUAAGGAGGUACUGCUUUUCCCUGCCAUGAAACCUGAUGAUCCCAAUAAACACAACACAGAAGAUGGUGAAGCUAAUCAAACGCCUACUCAGAAUGGAGCAUAAUUUAAUUGGCUUGAUAUUUGUGUUUCAUCGGAAUUUGUAAUACUAACCAGUAAUAAAUAUACCACAUUAAU